Ctenocephalides felis (cat flea) is the source of this 1440-nucleotide messenger RNA. RefSeq names its product tRNA dimethylallyltransferase-like. The record is from RefSeq and is a predicted model, not a curated record. Gene Ontology annotation, molecular function: tRNA dimethylallyltransferase activity. Gene Ontology annotation, cellular component: mitochondrion. The coding region runs from base 49 to 1440 and encodes 463 amino acids. NCBI's taxonomy places the organism in Eukaryota, Metazoa, Arthropoda, Insecta, Siphonaptera, Pulicidae. Gene Ontology annotation, biological process: tRNA modification. The transcript is spliced from 9 exons.
GUAUUGUACAUGUGCUAAAUAUUUAAUUUAAAAAAAAAAUUAAACAACAUGUUAAGAAAGUGUCCAUUAAUUGUGAUUUUGGGCUCUACAGGAACAGGAAAAACUAAACUGUCCAUUGAAAUUGCCAAAAAGUUUAAAGGAGAAGUCAUUGGGGCUGAUUCUAUGCAAGUUUACAAAGGUUUAGAUAUUGUAACAGCAAAGGCUACAAAAGAAGAACAAUCACAAGCCGUACAUCAUUUAUUAGAUGUAGCUCAACCCGGAGAGACUUUUACUGUAGUUCAUUAUAAGCAAAAGGCUUUGGAAAUUAUCUCAAACCUCCUAUCAAAAAACAUCCUACCAAUUAUAGUGGGCGGUACAAACUACUACAUAGAAUCCAUUCUAUGGAAAGUUCUAGUCGAUCCACCCACAAACAAAAACCUGGACGCCCCAAGACCAUCUUUAACAGAUAAAAAUAUAUCCCCCGAAGACAGUUCUUCAGAUUCUGAUGACAACGUUCCAUCGAGUGCAAUAAAAUUCAAACAAUCGAGUAAUUGUGAUGUUAAAUUUAGUUUAGACGAUGAAAAGAAGUGGGAAUUUAUGUCUGGUGCUGAGUUGCAUGAUAUUUUGAAGAAAGUUGAUAGUGUUUCAGCACAACGUUUGCAUCCUAAUAAUAAGAGGAAAAUUAUGAGAUCUUUGCAAAUUUAUCUACACACCGGCAAAACCCACACGGAAAUUUUGUUAGAACAAAGAAAUCCUAAACAAGGCGGUUGUGCAAUUGGAGGUCCUUUACGUUUCGAUAAUGUUAUUUUAUUUUGGCUUAGAUGUGAACAGGAAGUUUUGGACAAACGUUUAGAUUCCAGAGUCGACAGCAUGAUGGAAGAAGGUUUAAUUGAUGAAUUGAAAGAAUUUAGAGACUUGUAUGUCCGGACACAAGAUGCUCCUGAUUACACUUUGGGAAUUUUGCAAACGAUUGGUUUGAAAGAACUAACACCAUAUUUAGAAUAUAUUGAAAAAACUGAAGACGUUGAUGAACUACACAAAAAUAAAUUGCUUAAAGAGUGCUUGGAUAAUUUAAAACUUGUAACGAGACGAUAUGCUCGGAAACAAAACCGUUGGGUUAGGAAUAGAUUUUUGGGAUACAAAGAUCGUCAGGUGCCUCCUUUGUAUGGUUUAGACACCAGCAAUCCUUCCAAAUGGAAUGAGAUGGUCAGAGAUCCUGCUUUCCAUAUUAUAGAAAGCUAUCUUUCUGAUCAGCAACCAAAAGUUGAACCUUUGGAACAAAUUGUCAACCCGAAUGCAGCUGAUGAUUUGAAUCCAGAAGUUACUCAUUUUUGUGAAGUUUGCCAAAGGAUUUUCAUAGGCGAUUACCAGUGGCAAUUGCAUACAAAGUCCAAAAAACAUCAACGUGUUGCCAAAUCGAAGGCGAAGGGCCAAAAAGUUGAUGGAAUAAAAUCAGAGUAA